Molecule: messenger RNA, 4329 nt
Organism: Kwoniella shivajii
Lineage: Eukaryota; Fungi; Basidiomycota; Tremellomycetes; Tremellales; Cryptococcaceae
Exons: 9
Coding region: 1-4329 (1442 amino acids)
Molecular function (GO): protein binding
Source: RefSeq, a predicted model, not a curated record
AUGUCAUACCCAUAUCUUGCACGUACAAUACUGAAAUACAAGUCUCCUCAUGCAACUGAUUUGUCCUUCCUUAAAGAUGAAACGAUAAGGGUUACUGGUCCUUCGGAUGAUGAUGAAGAUUGGUUGAUUGGGGAAAACAUUGAUGGUUCAAAGAAAGGUGGAUUUCCAAAAGACUUCAUCACUCCAAUCGAAGAAGAACAAGCAGGAGCAGGAGAAGGAUCAAAUACAGAACAUCCCACUCAACAAUCUGAACCGGCUCUCCCUACAACCACUACCACUAAUACUACUUCGACCAAUCAAUCAGCUCCCCCUGUAUCGAUAAAUAUUCCAGCUCCACCUUCACCAACAUUAGAAGCCACUUCGAGACUUCCAACUCCUGCAAUGGCUCCUUCACCCGUACCUCCUACUGCUGAACCAUCCACAUCUGACCCUGCCCCUGCCCCUGCCCCUACUUCUGCACCCGCGCCUACUCGUGCACCUGUAUCAACAGAAGCUACAAAUACAACAAGUGAUUCACCUCCAAAACCUCAAUCGAUGAAAGAUCGAUUAGCAUUCUUUGCUGCAGCACAAAACAAACCUGCUCCGCCGCCAAUCAAACCCAAACCUGCUGCAGGUGGAUUAACAUGGUCUCAAAGACAGAAAUUGCGUCAAGAGCAAGAAGCCAAAGAACGUGAAUCCAACCCUAAUCCCACCUCAACUCCAGCUGCUCAUGCUCCUGCUCCAGCCCCCGUACCAUCGCAACCCGCUCCGAUUACUUCGAAAGAACCAGCUGCCAGUCAACCUAAAGAUGAAGAGAAGAAAGACGAAGGAAAAGGAAUGUCAGCCGCUGAUGCUCUCAGUUCAAUCACAAAAGGUGGCUCAUUGAAAGAACGUAUGGCAGCUCUGCAAGGUCAAGGUGCUUUUGGUUCAAAUUCAACUCCAAAUGAAGAAUCAAAAUCCACUGCUCCUCCACCUGUCUCAUCUGGUAAAGUCUGGAAGAGACCUCCUGCUCCCGAACCAGAGCCUGAAGCAGAUACACAAGAUACCACUGAACAAAUCGAUAGACCUGAAAGCGUCAGAUCGCCAAUUGCAGAACAAGGUGAUAGCAUAGCUCACCCAAGAGAAGAAGGAAGUACAGAAGAACAAGCAGAAAGAGAAGAAGACGACGAAGAUGAGGAAGAAAAGGAAAAAGCUAGAAGAGCAGCUAUAGCUGCUAGAAUGGCAAAAUUAGGUGCUAGGGGCCCAAUGGGUAUGAUGCCACCUGCAAAACCUGCUCGAAAACCUACCAAGGAAGCCUUGAGUGCAGCUUCCAGUCCUGUCGAAGAGAAGAGGGAACCUGUCCCCGAAAGUACCUCUAAAGCUGAAGAUGAAGUAAAAGCUACUCCCUCUGCAGACGAAACGGCAGCAGAUUCGGCAGGACCCCCAAAAUCUAUACCUAUCCCAGCUGUGCCGCGACGUACUGCUCCUCCCAGAAGACGUGGUCCUGCGGCAACACCGGCAUCUACCAAUCCAACCGAAACCGCCCGCGAGAAUCCUCCUGAACCAGAGAAUAGAUUCGAGACUACCGAUGAAAGUGGUGCACCUAUUCCUCCUCCUCAAGUCAUGGUAGCAGGAGAAGAUGAUCCUCUGCCCAAAACACAAGCUGGCCUUGAGAAGGAAAAAGAGGAUGAGGAAAUAGGUAAAGGCGUUGGAGGAUUAGAAGGUGCAGCAGCAGCUGGAAUUGCACUUGCUCCUGUUGAUCCUAUCACUUCUUUCACCUCUACCUCUAACGGAGAUGGAAACAGCCACGCUCCACUUGCACCUCGAUUGGAAGAAGAUGCAGAUAAAACACUUGUGGGAGCUAUUGGAGGUGCCGAGUCCGUAUCGAGAGGGACUGGGACCCUAACCACGGAACAAGGUGAAGGACAAGGUGAAAUUAUUGACGAAUCAUCACCACCUGUUCAAGAAGUGGAAGAAGGAAUUUUUGAAGGUGGAGAAGAAAAAGACGAUGUAAUGAAACAAGCUCAGCGAGGGAAUCUAGAAUACGAAGCACCUUCAAACCCAUUGGACUUGAAAAAUAACGAUGAACCUAUGUCUACACCUUUAAGCCCAAUUCCAAUAGGUAUGGUACCCAUUCAUCCACCCGCAGAAGAUGGUUCAGGUUAUGACGAAGAUGAACCACCUCAUCCUUCACCAAGAAGAGGUAUAUCGUUAGAUAUGCCUUUAGAUGAGGUGGAAUUGAAGCAUGAACAUGAACACGAACUACAUAAUGAUGAGGAGAUCGAUAACGCACCCGCGCCACCACCAAGGAGACUAUCGUUAGAUAAACCUCUAGGUCCACGACCAUUACCCUCACCUGGAAAAAUCGGAAGAGCUUUACCUCCUCCUCCGACAUGUAAUUCCCUCAUCCCACCAAGGGAUGAUUCUGAGGAAGAAGACGAAGAGGACGAUGAUAUACGUCCCCAACCACCAGCUAGACUACCACCCCCACCUGCUCAGCAAACCCAAGAGGAGGAAGAAGAAGAAGAAGAAGAGGAAGGGGAUGACGCGGAUCAAGCACCACCCCCUCCUCCAGCUAGACACAUACCUCCUCCUGGUCAAGAUGACGAGCAGGAACAGGAAGAAGAGGACGAGGACGAAGACGAAGCGCCCCCACCUCCACCACCCGUCAGAAAGCCUUCGGCACCAACUCCUCUGCAAGUUGGAAUUCCUACACCUGCUAGCGCACCGAAGUCUCCCAUUGGCUCUUCACCUACAAUCUCCACGUCGCCCAUGCAAUCGCGUACUCUUGCGUCUCAAGAAAGCCUUGCACCUAGCAAAGAAGAGGAUGAUGAUGAUGCUUCACGACGAUCAGGUAUUGCCGCUCGAAUGGCUAGAUUAGGCGGAAUCAAAUUCGGUAUGCCACCUCCAACAUUGAGAAAACAGUCUCAAAAUGUAUCUUCACCUACUACCGAAACACCUGUCACCGAUCAGGAGCACCUGAACUCACCCAUCGAUAAAGAACCCCCUCUUCCCAGUCCAAAAGGAGAACCACCUUUGUCUCCUAUCUCUGCAGUCGGAGCGCAAGAAGGUGAAGAAACUCCCGAACAAGAAGCUGCUAGACGCAGAGCUACUUUGGCUAGAUUAAGAGCAGGCGGUGCUCUCGGUGGAUUUGGACUUUUCAACCAAGGUAGUAGUCACGCUGCCGCAACCGAGGAAAUUCAUGAAGACAGUAGAGGUUUAGCUGUCGACAAUGAACCAGAAGCAAAUGAGGAAGAUGCAUCACCUCCACCAGCACCUCCUGCUCGACCUGUUGCGCCCUCCGGUCCGCCUGCUUUAGGUCCUCCAGCCAACGCUGAAGAUGAGGACGAAGCUCCUCCUCCACCUCCACCUACUAGGCCCAUGAUUUCCACUGCUAACACUACAGAAGGGGAGACUACCGCUCUACCACCUCGACUGCCACAAAGUCCAAUUUCCCCUAUACCACCAUCACCAGUGCGAACUCCAUCUGGCAGAAGACCACCCGUCCCAUCGGAGAAACGGUUCUCUCAUUCGUACAAAAGAUCAAGUACUUCCUCAUCAGCUGUUAUACCUGAAAAUCAAUCUCUUUCAACUUCAGGUGAUUUGCCAAUCGCCGAUGAACCGGCUGUAAUGGCGUCCGAUCAAUUUGAAGAAGAUCAAGCUCCACCACCUCCACCUCCUCUAAACAGGAGUCUUCCACCCCAACAAUCAGUGCCAGACUCGCCGAGAAGAUCAAUGUCCACAACCUCGAGGGCGUCUAGACAGUCUUUUGAGCUACCUCCUUCCACGCCAAGCAGAGUUCUCCCUCAACAGCAACAGCAACAACAAGUACCAUCUUCACCUGUCCUACCUUCUCCAGCCAGACAAAGCUCGGUCUCGCAGACUCAUGGUAAUAGACCAGGAUUUGAUCAGUUGAAAGAAGCGUCUGCAACACACGGUGCUCAACUAGCCAGAUCCGCUCAAGGUAUCUUCAAUCAGGGAAGAAAAGCUUAUGUCGGAGAUGGUAGUCCAAUUGGAUUCGUAUAUGUGGCUAUGGAUAAUGCCAAACUGCCUAGACCGAUUCCAGGCCAAUUGGGUCAAGUGAUAUUUGAACAAGAAGGAGGAUCAAUCAUGAAAAGAUAUGACAACCCCAAGCCAGGAGAUAUAGCGGCUUUCCAUGACUCGAAAUUGAAAGGUAAAAAAGGAUUGACUACAUAUAAUCAACAUGUCGGUUCAGUCGAAGAUCCACUGGUUGGUAUCGUAGCUGAAUUUGAGGAGAGAAAACAUAAAUUGAAGGUGUAUCAAGUUGAACGAGGUGUCCCAGAAGAAGUCAGUUACAGAUGCGAAGAUUUAAAGAGUGGUAGAAUAGUUGUUUAUCGACUCGGUUUGUAA